Messenger RNA from Euleptes europaea (tarantolino), 2523 nucleotides. It is a transcript of the gene WDR75, whose product is annotated as WD repeat domain 75. Gene Ontology annotation, biological process: positive regulation of transcription by RNA polymerase I; positive regulation of rRNA processing. Gene Ontology annotation, molecular function: protein binding; RNA binding. Bases 1 to 2505 code for a protein of 834 amino acids. The record is from RefSeq and is a predicted model, not a curated record. NCBI's taxonomy places the organism in Eukaryota, Metazoa, Chordata, Lepidosauria, Squamata, Sphaerodactylidae. Gene Ontology annotation, cellular component: nucleolus. The transcript is spliced from 21 exons.
AUGGUGGUGGAGGAGCAGCUGCGCGUGGUGCGCUGCGGGGGCAGCUCGCUGAGCCGGAGCCGCGCCGUUUUCUCCGCCGACGGCAGAUACCUUUUGUGUGCUUCAGGCGACUACAUAAAAGUCUACAGUACCGCUACGGAAGAAUGUCUGCAUGUCUUACAGGGUCACAGCAACCUUGUGACUGGAGUCCAGUUGAAUCCCCAAAAUCAUCUCCAGCUCUACUCUUGGUCUCUAGAUGGCACCAUAAAGCUUUGGGAUUUUCUGGAUGGAAUUCUCAUUAAGACAUUUGUGGUUGGGCACAAACUCUUUGCAUUCUAUGCGGUUGCAAGUUUUGAGGGUUCAGCGUUUGUUAUCGUUCCAAAGGACAAUGAUGAACGACUCGGGUCAUUUCAGCUCGUUUCAGUGAAACUGCCGAAGACACCUGGUCAGGAAAUAAAUGCUGACGAGCUGGAAUUGGUUUUGGAGGGCAUCAGCCAGUCUCCCAAUUGCACUGCCUUUGGAAGAGAAGGUGAAUACGUGGCAUCCGUCUGGGGCCUCCACCUCUUUGUUUAUUUCUUCAAGAGGAAAAGGAUCCACAGCUUUCCUCUGAGCGCAAAAUGCAGCAAAGGAGCCAACAACUUCUUCACAUGCGUGGCCUGCCACCCGAAGGAAGACUGCAUAGCCAGCGGACACAAAGACGGCAAGAUUCGGCUGUGGAGAAACUUCCAUCACAAGAGAGAGUACACGUUCUCCACACUACACUGGCAUCAUGACGAAGUGAUGGAUCUCGCUUUCUCUGUAGAAGGAACCAGCCUUCUGAGCGGUGGGGUUGAAUCAGUACUCGUCCAGUGGCGAGACGGAUCGGACUCGAAGAAGGAGUUUUUGCCUCGUUUGGGAGCCACUAUCCAGAAUAUUUCUGCCUCGCCCGACGGAACAUUCUAUUGUACCUCGCAUUCAGAUAACAAAAUAACCAUCAUACACAGCAGCUUGAGAGUCUCCACAAUAAUUCAAGGAUUAAUCAAAGGCAGUGACGUCAAGACGGGCUUGAUGGUGGACCCCAGAACAAAUGCUUUGGUUCUGAACGGCAAACCGGGUCAUCUGCAGUUCUAUUCCCUGCAAAAUGACAAGCAGCUGUACAGCCUGGAUAUCGUGCAGCAGGAGUACAUUCACCAGUAUGGCCUGAACCAGGUCGAGCUGGUGAAGGCAGCGUUCGAUUCCGCCGGCAGCUGGCUGGCCACCGUGGAACAGCGCGAGGAGAAGGGUGGCGAACUUGAGGCACAGAUGAAGCUCUGGGCUUACGAUGAGCAGAAGCAAAGCUUUACGCUGAACACCCGAAUAAAUACACCGCACGAGGAUCAUGUCACAGCGUUGUGCUUCCGUGGCACAGAGGAACCCGACAGCACCCCCUCGACCGUUGUAACGGCCGGCAAUGAUGGAAGGUUUAAAGUCUGGGUACUGCUGGCUGAAAACGACGAGGAAAGCCGGAGCACCAGCUGGACCUGUGAUUUCGUAGGAAGCUAUCACAACUACCAGGCAACAAAUUGCUGCUUCUCCGAGGACGGCUCUUUGCUCGCAGUUAGCUUCGAAGCAAUAGUCACCGUGUGGGACUCCGAAACGUGGGAUCUGAAAUCCACUUUUUGCCACCCUCCAGGAACAAUACGAAACCUCUGCUUCGGGAAGCUAAGUUGCUCCAAAUACCUGCUCGGAACAACCAAUAAUGGGUUUUUGUGUUGCUGGAACCUGCUGAGCUGUUCACUGGAAUGGAGCGCCCAGUUAAACGUCCUGGUUCUGCAACCGGACAGCCUGUCCGAAAACAUCGCUGCGAUUUCAUGCCUCUCGGAAUACUCGGACCUGUUCGUGUUUAAACCAAGCGAGCCACGCCCUUUGUAUAUCCGGAAACAACUCUGUCGAGGCCGGGUUCAGUGGGCGGUCUUUGUGCCGAGAGAUGCGCCCGAGCGUAUUACCUCAGAAAAAUAUCAGUGGCUCAGCCUUUCGCAGUUCUACUUUCUGACUGAAACGCAGGAAUUGAUGACCUUUAGCACAAAGACCCCAGAAGAGAGGCUGACUCCUUCCAGCAGGCAGCUGGCCGUGGAGGAGAGCCUCCCCGUGACUCCAUUUUACCUUCUUCUGGGGAAGCACCAGCAACAGACGAAAGAGGCCGCCGAAGGUGGGAGGGCCCCUGCCCCAAAGACCUUGGCGCAAGAUUCGCCUGCCGUCAAAGAACUGCUUCACACCCCAGCCCACGUCUUGCCAUCCGCUUCUUACCUGUGCCCUAUUUUUAUCAACUCGCUGCUGGUGUCCAAAGCAAAUGACAGCAAUGCCGAUGAACUUCCUGGUGAAGUGGAAAUGGAAAGCGACAGCGGAGAGAAUGAAUCUGAAGAGGAGGGGGCAGUUAGUGACAUUCACGGCCAGGCGCCAGAGGCAGCGGAGAGUCUGGGGGACAUUGCCCCAAAGUUGUCCAAAGCUCAGGAAAAAGAGCUCCGUAAAUUAAGAAAACUGGACUUCAGCUGGGUAUCAGCCCUCUAAACAGACAACAUUUCUAGG